This is a messenger RNA of Eutrema salsugineum, 303 nucleotides long. RefSeq names its product precursor of CEP6. Gene Ontology annotation, molecular function: hormone activity. Bases 1 to 303 code for a protein of 100 amino acids. Lineage: Eukaryota; Viridiplantae; Streptophyta; Magnoliopsida; Brassicales; Brassicaceae. The transcript has a single exon. Gene Ontology annotation, cellular component: extracellular region. The record is from RefSeq and is a predicted model, not a curated record. Gene Ontology annotation, biological process: regulation of root development; regulation of leaf morphogenesis; nitrate import.
AUGAAACACUCAACUUAUAUUAUUCUUACCAUUCUCUUUAUUCCGAUGAUAUUUUAUAAGAUACAAUUCACUGAGGCCAGACAGUUGCGGAAAACCAACGGUGAAGAUCAUGAUCAUCACUUCAUCACCGGUUACACUGACGAUUUCGGGCCUACUUCUCCGGGUAAUAGUCCAGGCAUUGGUCAUAAGAUGAAAGAGAACAAUGAAAAUGUUCAAGGGUUUAAAGAUGAUUUCAAGCCUACGACACCAGGUCAUAGUCCCGGCGUUGGACAUGCUGCCAAUAACAAUGAGACUAAGGCUUAA